CUGCACGUAGUGCGAAGCCCCAUCGUCACGCACCGCCACGUUCGGGGAGGCUGCGAAUCUACUUAUGCAGCUCCACCGGCUCUCUCUCCGACAGAAAACAAUAGCCAUGUCUGCGGCGGUGUUUAGACUCCUCGGAGAGCGCUCCCUGCAGCGUGCACCUACGGCCGGAGCCCUGCGGAUUGCGGCACCGGCAGCGACCGCGCGAUCCCUGCACGUCGGAGAGCCAAGCAGAGUAGCCGACAAGAGCUACAAGUUCGUGGUGUGCGGGGCGGGACCUGGAGGGCUGGCCGUCGCCUCUUCCCUCGGCCGUAGGUUCGGGGAAAAGUCAAUCGCCAUCAUCGAGCCCGCUGACUACCACUACUAUCAGCCAAUGUGGACUCUGGUAGGCUGUGGAAUCAAGACCCUGGAAGACUCUCGCAGGAAGAUGGCAGACUUCAUGCCACCCCAAGCCGACUGGUUACAAACCAGCGUGACUGGUUUUCGACCAAACGAGAACAUUGUAGAGACGGCCGACGGCUCCACUGUCAAAUACGACUAUCUCAUUGUUGCUGUGGGGUUACAAAUUGACUACGGAAAGAUUAAGGGGCUACCGGAGGCGCUGGAGGACCCCAACUCCAUGGUUUCGACAAACUACUCGUCUCUCUAUGCCCCCAAGACCUUUGAGAACGUCAGGAGGUUCAAAGGUGGCCACGCCCUCUUCACCUUCCCCACCAUACCAAUCAAGUGUCCCGGAGCUCCGCAGAAGAUCAUGUACCUUGCCGAAGACUACUGGAGAAGGAACGGAAUGAAGGAGAACACAAAAAUCUCGUUCAACACUACUCUGGGCGUCAUUUUUCCCGUGAAGAAGUAUGCUGAUGUUCUGCAGGGCAUCGUGAAGGAAAGGGGAAUUACAGUGAACUACCAGCACAAGCUGCUAGAGGUACUCGGAGACAAGAGAGAGGCAGUUUUCGAGCUACUGGCAGAAGACAAACAGGGGGAGACAAUCACUGUCCCGUAUGAUUUCCUGCAUGCCACACCUCCAAUGGCGCCUCUGGACUUCAUGGUGGGCCAGCCCAUCUCUGACCAGCUGGGAUGGGUGGAUGUGGACCCCAAGACACUCCAACACAAGAAAUAUGCCAAUAUAUUCUCACUGGGGGACUGUAGCAGUGUACCAACCAGUAAGACAGCAGCAGCAGUGGCCGCAGAGUCUCGUGUCCUCAAAAGAAACCUUCUGGAGGUGGUAAAGGGAGGAUCACCUCGUCUCGAGUAUGAUGGCUACACAUCGUGUCCCCUGAUAACCAGCAUGGACAAGGCAAUCCUGGCAGAGUUUGACUUCAAUGUCAUGCCACUGGAGACCUUCCCCAUUGACCAGGGCCCACCGCGUCGCUGGGUCUACCGUCUCAAGAAAGACUUCAUGCCUGGACUCUACUGGCACAUGCUGCUCAGAGGAUGGUGGGGAGGUCCGGGAUUUGCCAGGAAACUCAUGCAUCUUGGAGACCACUCCAAAUGACUGGACACUCUGACACAAUGCAUGUCACAUCCCAUUGAACUCUUCUUCGUUGGUUGACUUUUUACUUUUGAAAUUGAGUGAAAAUUUUUGAGUGUU
Geodia barretti is the source of this 1585-nucleotide messenger RNA. NCBI's taxonomy places the organism in Eukaryota, Metazoa, Porifera, Demospongiae, Tetractinellida, Geodiidae. The record is from the annotation of a GenBank genome assembly.